Molecule: messenger RNA, 686 nt
Organism: Alosa alosa (allis shad)
Lineage: Eukaryota; Metazoa; Chordata; Actinopteri; Clupeiformes; Clupeidae
Gene: tcnba
Product: transcobalamin beta a
Exons: 4
Coding region: 149-562 (137 amino acids)
Biological process (GO): cobalamin transport
Molecular function (GO): cobalamin binding
Source: RefSeq, a predicted model, not a curated record
CAGCUUGUAUUGAUUACUUGACAAACACUGAUUGAGUGGUAGGCUACAUUGUUAUGGGCAGGGCAGCAGUUUAUAAACGAGAGAGCACUCUGUGGAUGUAGAUGCAGGGGGAGAGCACAGGUGAGCUGAGCUCCUACGGCGGUGCAGAAUGGCUCUGAGACUCGACUCUGCUCUCUGCUGGGUAGUUCUGGUGCAGCUGCUCGGUCUGCAGAUCCUGGCAGAGCCCUUGAAGGAGGCACCAGUUAGUCUCUCUGUGGUCAGCGAUGUCUCCAACGAGGCUCCACAGCUUUACCACACCUCAGCUCUGCCCCGUGGUUCGCUCCUGGGGGCUUUGAAAAGACUACAGGACGCAAACAGUGAUUUCAAAUUUACUGGGACGGAGGAUCCUGACUAUGGUUUUUACCUGGAAAGCGUGAACGGUGUGGCUGGAAGUGAAUCUGACCACACCUACUGGCAAAUACUGACCGAUGUCCAUGGAAGCCCGACCCCUAUAGAUGUUGGAGUUGGUUGCUAUACCCCAAAACCUUAUGAACAUAUCAUUCUGAAGUUAACAACUUGGUGAACAAGAAGUAUGAGAUGACUCAAUAAGUGAUAGCCUAUUCAAAUUAACGUCCUGCUUACUAUAAAUAAAAGUGAUUGAAAAACAAAUGCAUCAUUACUGAAUAAAAGCCAAUUGUGCAGUGUCA